CACGUUUUUCAUUUUCCAUUCCUUACUUCCCCACUCUCUCUCUCUCUCUCUCUCUCUCUCUGUGUCUGUCGAUUGGAUUCAAUGAGUUUCCACGUCUUUAUUUAUCUUCAAAAGAGUUCUUAAAUUGAUUGAUUACAGAUUUUAGUUUAGUUUUGUAAUCUUAGAAAUAUGCAACCAGAAGUAAAGUUCAAUUUUUUUGAAUCACUGUUGAGAUGAAAAUGAGAAUGAAAGAGCAGCAGAUCAAUGCGGGUAAUAUGCCAGCAAUCCUCAAACCUCCUCCGCACAACGAAACACUGCAAGACCAUCAAACAACUCCACCAAGUCCACGCCCAAACCAUCACCCGCGGCCUCCUCUCUCUCCAUCCUUCUUCCUCUCUCCUCCUCACCACCAUCCUCCACUCCCUCACCUCCCUCCUCUCCCCCCACUCCCUCUCCGAUAUUCACUACCCCCUCGCCAUCUUCAACCAGAUCAAAAACCCAUCGACUUUCUGCUACAACACCGUCAUUCGGGCCCACACCCUCCUCUCCUCCCCCCUCGACGCCCUCCUCUUCUUCGCCCGGAUGCGCCGCCUCGGUAUCCGUCCCGAUGCCCACACCUUCCCCUUUGCCCUCAAAGCCUGCGGGCUCCACCGAUCGCUUUCGCUGACUCAAGCUCUUCAUUGUCAGUCUGUUCGGUUUGGGUAUUCUAGUGAUGUUUUUGUUGUCAAUUGCCUCAUUAGUGCGUACUCGGUUAUGGGUAGGAUUGACUGUGCGUAUCAGGUGUUUGAUGAAAGUUCUGAUAGGGAUGUGGUUUCGUACAAUGCUUUGCUUGAUGGGUUUGUUAAGGCCGGUGAGACCACGCGUGCCCGUGAAGUGUUUGAUGAAAUGCCCGUGAGAGAUGCGGUGUCUUGGGGGACAGUUAUAGCCGGGUAUGCAAAACUGAACCGGUUUGAGGAGGCCAUUAGAUUGUUUGAUGAAAUGAUCGGUUUAGAUGUUUCUCCGGAUAAUAUCGCGUUGGUUUCGGCUCUCUCGGCUUGUGCGCAACUAGGGGAGCUAGAAAAAGGGAAAACUAUACAUGAGUAUAUUGAGCGGAAGGGGAUCCAGGUGGAUGCAUACUUGUCAACCGGCUUGGUGGAUUUGUAUGCCAAAUGCGGGUGCAUUGAAAUUGCUAAGCAAAUCUUUGAAAUGACGACUGAAAAGGCUUUGUUCACGUGGAAUGCAAUGCUAACAGGGCUUGCUAUGCACGGUCACGGCCAGCUAUUACUUGAUUACUUUUCAAGAAUGGUGAAGGCCAGAGUUCAAUCCGAUGGGGUGACCUUCUUGGCUGUUUUGGUUGGUUGUAGCCAUGCGGGUCUUAUUACUGAAGCCAGACAGUUUUUUGAAGAGAUGGAGUCUGUCUAUGGGGUUUCUAGAGAGCUCAAGCACUAUGGAUGCAUGGCUGAUUUGCUUGGGCGAGCUGGUUUGAUUAGAGAAGCGAUGGAUAUGAUAGAGGACAUGCCAAUGGGGGGCGAUGUGUUCGUGUGGGGAGGUUUGCUCAGUGGAUGUAGGAUACAUGGGAAUGUAGAAAUUGCGGAGAAAGCAGCUGAGCAUGUGAUGGAGAUAAAACCUGAAGAUGGGGGAGUUUAUUCAGUCUUGGCAAACAUUUACGCCAAUGAGGGGCGGUGGGAUGACUUAGCAAAGAUAAGGAGAUUGAGGGAUUCCACUAUGGUCAAGAAGAAUGCUGGUUGUAGUUUGAUUCAAUUGAAUGGGGUCAUACACGAAUUUGUUGCAGGAGAUAGCUUGCAUCCUCUAACUGAUGAGAUAUGCUUUGUUUUAAAUGGUAUUGGACAGCAUCAAUUCGAAGCUCUUUAGGGAAAUUUUGAAUAUAUAUAUAUCUUUUAGUUACUUUUGUUGUUGUAUCAUUCAUGAUUGUGUUAUGAAAAAGAAUAGUAAAAAAAAUGAACUUCAUUCGCACUUA
This is a messenger RNA of Rhododendron vialii, 1936 nucleotides long. Its product is annotated as pentatricopeptide repeat-containing protein At5g61800. The transcript has a single exon. NCBI's taxonomy places the organism in Eukaryota, Viridiplantae, Streptophyta, Magnoliopsida, Ericales, Ericaceae. The record is from RefSeq and is a predicted model, not a curated record. Gene Ontology annotation, molecular function: RNA binding; protein binding. The coding region runs from base 244 to 1830 and encodes 528 amino acids. Gene Ontology annotation, biological process: RNA modification.